Molecule: messenger RNA, 926 nt
Organism: Cucurbita pepo subsp. pepo (vegetable marrow)
Lineage: Eukaryota; Viridiplantae; Streptophyta; Magnoliopsida; Cucurbitales; Cucurbitaceae
Product: putative xyloglucan endotransglucosylase/hydrolase protein 32
Biological process (GO): cell wall biogenesis; xyloglucan metabolic process
Cellular component (GO): apoplast; cell wall
Molecular function (GO): hydrolase activity, hydrolyzing O-glycosyl compounds; xyloglucan:xyloglucosyl transferase activity
Source: RefSeq, a predicted model, not a curated record
AUGGCUUUCUUCUUCUUCCUCCUCCUCCUCCUCCUCCUCUCCCCCGCCGCCGCCGCCGCCUCCUGGCCGCCCUCCCCCGGAUUCUGGCCGAGCAGCCACGUCCGCUCCAUGGAAUUCUACAAAGGCUUCCGCAACCUCUGGGGCCCUCAACACCAAAGCCUUUCCCAAGACACUCUUUCCAUUUGGCUCGAUCGCACCACCGGAAGUGGAUUCAAGUCCCUCCGCCCUUUCCGAUCAGGAUACUUCAGCGCCUCCAUUAAACUCCAACCCGGCUAUACCGCCGGCGUCAUCACCGCCUUCUAUCUCUCCAACAACGAAGCUCACCCAGGAUUCCACGACGAGGUCGACAUCGAAUUCUUAGGAACCACAUUCGGUAAGCCUUAUACAUUACAAACCAAUGUUUACAUCAGAGGAACCGGCGAUGGUCGAAUCAUCGGAAGAGAAAUGAAAUUCCAUCUCUGGUUCGACCCCACUAAAGAUUUUCACAAUUACGCCAUUCUAUGGCGCCCAAAUGAAAUCAUAUUUCUCGUUGACGACAUACCCAUCAGAAGGUACCCAAGGAAGAGCGCGGCGACAUUCCCACUAAGGCCAAUGUGGGUUUAUGGCUCGAUAUGGGACGCAUCUUCAUGGGCCACAGAGGAUGGGAAAUACAGAGCGGAUUACAGAUACCAACCCUUUGUGGCUAAGUAUAGGAAUUUCAAAGCUAGGGGUUGUUCGGCGUACUCGCCGGCGUGGUGCCAGCCGGUAUCGGCGUCGCCGUUCCGGUCAGGGGGGCUGAGUAGACAACAGGAGAAUGCAAUGAAAUGGGUACAGAGCCAUCAGUUGGUUUAUAACUAUUGUUGGGAUAACAAGAGAGACCAUUCCUUAACACCAGAGUGUUGGCAUUAGAAUUUUGCGGGGAUUGGGCUUUAUCAUGCACUGAAAGU